GCGUUAUCGAGUCAGCUCGUGUUGCAGUGCUGCCUGGUGUCUAAACACGUCCAUGCAGCGCAUUUUACCAGCCGCUGGCCUGCGCCCUGCACCGAGGGUGAUCUGAACUUUAAAAAUAAGCAUUAUUUGUGUGAUCGUUGGUUGACUCGACAAAAAGAAGCAGUUUAAACCUCAUAGGAAAAUGUACUGUUUCCAGGAUUUUUUUUCUUUGACAGGCAACCAAAAAUCGGACAACCCAGGGGAAUCCUAGACUGGUGUUCAUCCUAGCUCAAGCAGAAAACGAGCGGUAUCACCAACGGGUCGGGCAUUUCUUUCACAACGCUGCUCGGACCAACACGGACGCGAAGGAGGAACAACAUCUGUCAACCGGAAAUCGGCCAUGAAGAAGUCUGCCCCGCGUUAGGUUUUUGUCGGGUGCAAUGGACAACAGCAACGCGGUGAAGCUCUUUGUUGGGAAUCUGGCGUUGGAAACAACACAAGAUGACCUUAUAGCGCUUUUUGCCCCUUACGGAGAGGUGGAGACGAUUACUUUACUGAGGCAGUUUGCCUUUGUCCAUCUGCAGGGAGAAGGGGCUGCUGACCGUGCCAUCCAUGAUCUGAAUGGUCGAGAGUUUCAUGGUCGCAACCUCGUAGUUGAAGAGUCCCGAGGGAGGCCCCUCAACUCUAUCAAAGUAUUUGUGGGGAACCUGAGUGCUUUGUGCACUGCUGACGACCUGCAUGAACUGUUCUCUCGUUUUGGAAACGUCUUGGAGUGUGACAAAGUAAAAACCAAGCUCUCUUCCUCAGCAGGCUACGCUUUUGUGCACAUGGAACGCAAAGAAGAUGCAGAGAAAGCCAUUGAGGCUCUUCAUGGGACCUCAUUCAAGGGCCGCCCACUCUCUGUGGAGCUCUCAAAAAUUCAGCAGACAAAGCCAGCAGCCGCAUCCAAGGUCCCUUGUGCACGUUGUGGGAUACAGGGCCAUUUUGCAGGAGAGUGCCCCACCAGGCCUCCCAUGGAGCACCAUCAGAGUCAGGCAGCAGUACUGGCUGCUGCAGCUGCUGCAGCUGCUGGACUUCCCAUACAAGUACAACAGAGUGUGCACAACUCUUUCUUCAACACCACAAGCUCUGACCCAACAUACGCAGCCCUAAAGGGCCUGACUGAAGGCAGCGGAUCAGAUGGCAAACCAGUUAGUGCUGCGGUCUAUGGUGCCUUGGCAAGUCAAGUGUACGGCACUGUUGUUGACCAGGUCUUAGGUUCACCAAGCAGCCAGGGUGCAGACCCUGCUGCAGGAGAAGCCCCAUCAGCAGCUGCUGCUGUGAACCCUGCUUAUGGUGCGAACUCCUCCCUUUAUUCUAGCCCAGCCUAUGGGACCAUGGGAGGGGGAGAGUCUGACCCUCAGGCCAUCUUUGAAGCAGCUCGGGCGCGUUUUAUUGAGCAGGGCCAGCAGGUGCUGGCUGAGCAGCAGGCCAUUACCAAAUCAGAACGGGAUCGUAGCCCAGUGAGACGCUCGGCUCCACUUUUGCCGGACCCGGUUCCUCAGCCCCUCUCCCAGGCAAGACCCAAACGCCGUGCCCUGCUUCCCACCCCUCCUGGUGGACCAGAGCUGCCUUCAGCUAAAGAUGGAGACCCUAUUUCAAGGUGCUAUGCGGAGUACUACCAGCAGUACCAGCAGUACCAACAGUACCAGCAGUAUCAGCAGUAUCAACAGUACAACUACUACUAUCCGCCACCACCGCCGCCUCCACCACCCCCGAUGCCUGUAAUGCCCAUGCCACCUUCAGGCCCGAUGGAUGGCCAUCACUUGGCUGCCCCUGGAACCACCGAAUCUCCAAGAGCGUAUGAGCCGCCACCAACACACAAGGAGCCCCUCCUCCGCCAUCCUGACUACUCCCACCUCCACACGCCAGAGCCCCCUUACCGAUAGCCCCCACAACCUCACACGCACACGUGGAUGAAUGUGUUGAGUGUGUGAUAGGGUGUGUUGAAUGUGUGUGAUGGUGUUGGCCCUGUAUAAUAACAAUGCUGAAGAAUUUGUGGGAAGGGAUACAUUGAAUAUUUAUAUCAAAUUGAUGCACCAGACUUUGCUCUUGUUGCAGAGGUUUCGUUUGAUCCCCCCCCCCAAAUUAGUGUCAGACAACCCAUAGCUUUCAAAGAUGUACAAAGUUAUUUUACCACCUGUCUUGGUUUGACUUCUAGUGUCAUCAGGUGGUCCAAAAUGCAAAUGUGAGUUUAAAAUAAUUUUGUCUCACGUGUUUUUGUCUGUCUUUGCCAAUCUGGUAUCAGCCCCUGUCAGAAAAAUGUGCCUUGUGCAGUUGGUUUUUUUUGUGAACAAGUUUUCAAAUUAGUUACAUGAUUUUUUUUAAGACUAGGGGCUCUAGAUUUUUUUUUUCCCAUUUUUUUUUCUUUGAUGCAUAUGCUUGAGCAUAACAGCAGCAGGAAGGCUUUGACUCUAGAGAUCAAGAUCUGUGCUGUAGUUGAUGUGUGUAAUUUUACAAUCUUUAAGACAGCAGCAUUAAGGGUUGUAGAAAGACAGUGGAAAUUUUCAAUUUGAAAUUACAGGACCUGUGUGAAUGAUGGGUGAAUGUAUGUGUUUUGGUGCGUGCGUGUGCGUGUGUGUGUGUGUGUGUGUCUGUCUGUCUGUCGACAUGCAAGAGCGUUAAUCAAGAACAGUUUGACUUGACAGAGCCACACAUGCUAACACACGUCAGAUUUGUUACCUUCAGUUCUAAACGGGUGGGAUUUGGCUUUGGGCAGAGACAUGCUGUCGUCAGUAUCCGCAAAAUAACACAGUUGUGUUUUAAGGAUCCCAAGUCGUUUUCAGCCCUUUAGGCACAGCCUUGCUGGGGCAGAUGACUCUUGGUCUGCACAUGAACCUGAGCUCACAUUUUAAUGUCACCCAUUGGAGUGAGGCUAGGCCAUAAAAUGGAUGGCAAGUGAAUGUUAGUCUAUCUAGCAUUCGUCAAUAAAACCUACAGACUUUUCACCUUUAAUAGAUAGCUAUGCUCAUACUUCAUACUGUUUUUCUGUUGUUUCCAUAUCUUUAUUGACUCUGGGUUGGGGAUGCCAUUUAUUAUGAAUCAGCAAAACUAUUGGUUGCCUGCAGACAGCAACUAUGCAUGCUUUGCAGGGUUUUAGAGGAAUUGAUUGCCAUUUCUAAACGUGUGCUCUUCUCUCACAUGGACAAAAUGCUGUGGGUGUACAGACAGAUAUUUAAUCUCUCAAAUUACCAUUUUAUUUACUUGUCCUAGACAGAAAAGCAUCCCCCCCUUGGAGUGUAGGCCCGUGCAAUCACAUCUUGUUUUCCUCUAAUCUUUUCACUUCCCACAUGUACAUCACAAUAAAUAUUAGUAUGCAGAGUGAUUUGGCUUUAGUUGAUUUGAUUCUGGAGUUGCUAAGGUCUAUUGCAUUAGGUCUCCAGAUGAUUGGAAUUUGAGAAUAAAAGACAGUAAAGUACAAAUAUCAGAUGUUUAUUUUUUUUUUUCUUUUCUAAAAAAAAAAAGCAAUGGGAUGUUCCAUUUGGCAGAUGUUUUAGGUCAUUUUAAUUUUGAUUUGAUCUAAAAUUAUAAAUCCAAUGUCUUGUAAACUCAUGCAGUUCUUUUAUUUAAUUAAAAUCCCAAAUGCCCAUGUCAGUUGACAACGAGUGUACGGAGUCUACAUGAGAUUUUCAUAACAUCUAAUAUGUAAAACAUCCAAGACGAGCUUAUGUCUGCCGCUAAAUCUGACUAUUCUCAAAUAACUGAAUUCCUUGCAAUCAAGAAUCCAUUGGUCAGUAUUGUAUGGUUUUGACCACAGAAUUUGUAGAGGUUAACAUUCUUUUGGUGUCUUUGACUGGACACUAGUAAAUGACUGUAAUGAAAGCAUGGCAGAGAACUUUUUUAAAAAUGAUGUUAUGUCCUCUUUCCUUUAGAAUUCACCUCAGGCCGUCUUCAGUCUUUCAUUCCAACACUGAGAGAUGGUGGGGUACAUGCACAACACAUACAUACAUGUGUACACACAAACAGAAUACAGUAUCAGUGACCCCUAAAGGCCUGGAUACACAAAGCUGCAGCUAGGUGGGGGUAAUUUAAAGAGAAAUCUUGAAAUGGAAAUAACAUGCAAGGGCAAGAGCUCACAUGGUUUAGAAACUUGUAUUUUAUUAAAGGGCUCUAACAGAACUGAACUUGAACCUACCGUGACAGUCCAGUCUUUGGAUUUGACCGGUCAUCACCAUAUAUCAUGAAAACUUGAAUUGGCCAUUGUUGUGAAUAUUUGCUGUGGUUUUUAGACACCUAAUAAGUGUUGUGUAUCCAAGCCCUAAAACCUGCUGAAGUAACAGGCAGAUAUGUUGUUGUAGUGUUCAGUUUUCUUUAAGAACACUUGAUAGAGUGGAGAUGGGAGGGUGGCGGGGUGUAGCUCCUUACAGUGCACCAGGGCUCCACACAUGUGUCUCCACACCUUAUCGCAACAUGUCUGUAAUGUGUUAUUGCAAAUAGUGCAUGACUUGUUACUUUUACUGCUCUUCCAGCCACAUUUUCCCUUUUCGCUAACUACAGCUAAAAUGGCUCCCGGGCCUCAGGACGCCAGGUUGCACAUGACGGGGGGAAGAGAAUUAGAGUCCCACAGUGGCAUGGACGCACUCCCCACAAAGGUAAAGCCCUCUGCCCCCCAUCACGCCUGCACCUCGACCAUACACUUCCCCUCAGUCAUCCUACUACAACUGUUGGAGAUCCUCAGCCCAGAUCUACUUUCUGAGGCUUAAAGACGUUAAGUCAACACAGUUGUAGCUGUAGCAGUGCUGCUGCUCAGAGUAACUUAAAAGUGAUGGCUUGCACAAGCAGAGGAACCAAGUCCUUCAGCUCAGACACACAAGUACCCCACAUGAUCUUCGUUUGGUUGUCUAUUAGUUUAAAUGACUUUUCUUUGUUUCAUCAUAUUGCUAAAAAGAACAGAGGCCCCCACAGCUCACCCAAUAGAUCAGCAAUGGCAGUAACCAUACCACUUUUUUCAUUUUUGAAGUCUCAAAGUAACUUUUUAAAAAAAUUAUUUAAUCAUAAAAUUGGUCUUGUGAAAUUGGUGGGAACCUUGCCUUGGCUUGUUCUGUGGCAUUUGGUCUUUUUGAAGCAUUUCCAGUAAGACGAGACGAGACGUGCACUCAAAACUGAGGUGCCCCGGCUGUGCAUUUGAACGGUUAAGAAGACAGCACAGCUGUAAAGAGUGUGCAGUGCUAUCCGAAAAGCAAGAGGUAGGGCUGUCGCCUGGUAGGUGAGUAACCCAGUGCGCCACUGUCCCACUCAAACUUACUCCUUCCUUCAGACCCCAACACAAUAUCUCUCUCACCUUUAAGAUCUUGUAGAUCAUGUUGCCCUUUCUUCAGAGAAAGGUGGUUUCUGAGUUCACCUGUAACUCCACAGAAAGGAUUCAGAGCCUGGGUGGGGUCUAAGAAUUGAGAUUCUCAACUUCACAUGUAAAAAUGCACUCAGACGUCUGUAACUGUUAAGACUGGAGCUGGAGAGCUGUUUGGCCAGUUUGAAAACCCUUAUCGCUAAACUGUUCAUCUUAUCAUUUCACAAAAUAAAAAGUAAGAGUUUCUGUGGGCAUCAUAAUCUUCACUUCAAACUUUUACUAGAGGUUUUGCUUUUUGUUUUGUUUUUUGUUUUGUUUUGUUUUUUUUUUGUCUUUUUGGGCAGUUGAACUUUCUUGUUUACUGAUCAUUGAAUGAACAUGCUUCAUCUCUGGGUUUGGGUUGAACGAUAUAUGUAGAAUGUUGCUUACGAUUACUUUAGAUCAGGAAAUCUUUCAGGGAACUUGCAUUAGUUGAAUUAAACAUUAUUGCUUUCAUCAGGCUUUGCAUACUGCUUUUGCUACUGUCCUAGAAAAGAAUGUCACAUCCUUGUUUUUUUUCCUCCUUUUGGCCAUUAUCUUUGUUAGGCCUACUCUGAUCUUGUAAAAACAAAUAAAUACUUUCCUGAAUUCAA
This is a messenger RNA of Pygocentrus nattereri (red-bellied piranha), 5937 nucleotides long. RefSeq names its product RNA binding motif protein 14a (gene rbm14a). The transcript has 4 exons. Lineage: Eukaryota; Metazoa; Chordata; Actinopteri; Characiformes; Serrasalmidae. The record is from RefSeq and is a predicted model, not a curated record. The coding region runs from base 420 to 1907 and encodes 495 amino acids. Gene Ontology annotation, cellular component: cytosol. Gene Ontology annotation, molecular function: zinc ion binding; mRNA binding.